AGUGCUUUCUGUUGAAGAAAAGCUUGCCCUUUGAUUUCUUUUUUAUUUGUUUUAUUCAACAACACCCAUUACAAAGUCUAUCUAAACGUCUCAACUGCUUUUUUAAGUAUAAACAUAAAACAAAACCCCGCUGUUCUGAUACUGAAAAUAUUAUCUUGCCAUCUUUUCCAUUCGCUUUGCCUUUGGCUCAUCUUGUGUUGCGGCCGUGUGCGUUCUGCCUGAGUUUAUUCUUGUUUGCUCUUUCUUUUUUCCUGUUUCAAAUUUGUGGCCUACGCUCGUCCAACAUUUGGCCCCAGUCUUCUAUAAUAAUAAUAAUAAUAAUAAUAAUAAUAAUAAUAAUAAGCUCUCUCUCUCACGCGGUGAAGACGGAGCUGCCAACGCUUCUCUUUUUAUUGUUCUUGUUCGUAUUUUUCUCUUUGCUCUUUUCUUUGUCAACUGUUCUGUUGUCAUUGGUAUCUUCUUUUUCCUUUUACAUAUUCAUACACACGCAAUAAAACCUAGCAAUAGAUAAACCGGUAGACGAGGUGAAUAUAACAAUAAUAAUUGUCUGUAAGGAGUGAGGCUAACAGGUGUUGCCUGGUCCUGUCACGCCCAGCUACUUUCUUCUUUGUAUUUCUCGCCGGCUACUCAUUUUCUCGCGUCUUUUUUGUUCUUAUUCGUUAGUGAACGCGAAUGCAGAAGCGCGUCUUUGCUUUUGUCGGCUUGCUGGCGCUUGGCACGACUUCGGUGGUCGUGCUGCUGCGCCACCGCCGGACGCAGCGCGAGCGCCGUGAGUUUGCGGAGCGCUACGCCAAGCAACUCCGCGCCGCUCGUGAAGUGCACAAGCAGUCGCUCCUCGGAUUCUCUGGAGAUAACGUCUCGCACCACUCCGUCGACGUCAGCGAGACCGAAAAAGACGAGAACGGCGCCGUUGUGCACGUGAUUUACGGCAGCGAGUCCGGCAAUGCAGAAGCGCUGGCGAAGGGGUUUGCCAUCUCACUGCGCGACCGUGGCGUGCAGACGGCCCUCGUUGACCCAAGUCGCUGGGCGUACCUCGAGGAAUAUCUGUACAGCAACAAAGAGAAUGUCCCGCUCUUCCACCCGAUCAAGGCCGCUGCGAACGGUGCCGCACGCGCACCGCUGGUGUACAUAUUUAUCGUCGCCACGGCUGGGGAAGGCGAACCGACGGGCAACUUUAUAUCUCUUUUUCAUGAGAUGCAACUGGCGGUGCAAAAAGCAACAACACCGACCGCCUCAUCGUCUGCAGUGGCUUCUGCGGCGGACACCCCCGCACCCACCGCCACCACACGGCCAGAGCUGCCGUUUAAAGAUAUCUACCACGCUGUGUUUGGUUUGGGGGACAGCUCCUACAAGUAUUACUGCCGCUGCGCCACGGACACCAACACACUGCUCAAGAAGGGUGGUGGCAUCAACCUGCACCGCGUCGGCUUUGGCGAUGCGCGGUCCGGUCUGCAAGAGGACGUGUUUGAUGAGUGGCAGGAGCAGGUGAUGAAGGCGCUGGAGGAGAAAUGCGGCCUGGUCCUGACGACUGGCACCCGCGCCCCACCAAAGCCGGAGUACGUAUUUCGUUAUUUGUACGCUGGCGCGACGGCCACACCGGAUGCUGCUGGCACCACCACCACUGAUGCAGCUCCGAGCAGCAGCGCCACCAAGGCGGACAUCAACACCACCAAGGAAAGCGGACGCAUCAUCGCUGAGCCAAGGGAGAACAGCAUCCAACCCAGCCCUGCCCGCCUGCCUUUUCCUCCGCCCCCUGCGCUGCUGGAGCCGUCACUGCUCAAUCCAGCACGCAUCCGUGUGCUCUCCAAGGUGCAGCUCACCCCGCCCCGCGACAGCGACGGCAGCUCCGUGUACCGAUUCUGCUUCGAGACAGCCGGCACGGGCAUCUCGUACCAGGCGGGCGACCACCUCAGCAUCUUCCCCACCAACCCUCCCGAGAUGGUCGCCCGCUGCGCCGCGGCACUCGCCAUCCCAGAAAGUGACCUUGGCGUGCCGGUGGAGCUGUGCAGGCUGGUGCCAUCGCGCGGCCUCCUGCACAACGUUCUUCCCGCCUGUGUGCCGCUGAGUGUUGUGCUGCAGUGCUACGUGGAUCUGUGCGGUCGGCCGAAAAAGUCGACACUGCGCGUUUUAGCGAAGUACUGCACUGCCCCUGCAGAGCAGGAGGAGUUCUUUCGCUUAAUUAGUCUGCCCGCUGGCCACCAGGGCGAGGAGGCCGCCAAGUCGCGGAAGCUGCGCACCGUCGUCGACUACUUGGAGAAGUUCCCGAGCUGCUGCUGUAUUCCACUGGGACACCUUAUCGAGGUCAUGCCACGCAUCCAGCCCCGCUUCUACUCCAUCGCCUCCGAUCGGCUUUCCCACGGCACCCAGGUGGAGAUCAUGGUGCGCGUGCUGACCGACGGGCUCGCCAGCUCCUACCUGGGUCAUCGCGUUCACGAAGGCGACGAGGUGUUCAGCUACGUGCGCAUCUCGUCCUUCCACCUCCCGCAGCGCAUCAGCGAGGGCCGGCCGCUGCUCAUGAUCGGUCCCGGCACCGGCGCCGCGGCGAUGAUGGGUCUGUGCUACAAGAAGGAGGCCCUGAUGCGCAAGCAGCCCACGGCGCAGUACGGACCGACCAUGUUCCUCUUCGGCGCACAGCACCGCGCCACGGAGUACUUUGUGGAGGACGAGGUGCGGCGGUGGUCCAUGACCCCCGAGGAGAUGCGGACGUGGGACGCGGCAAACCAGGGUUCUCACGCUGGCGUGGCAGCACACCGGUCCAAGGCGCAACCACCAGCACUGCUGCCCACCUCCGUCAUCACGCACCACGACAGUGCCUUUAGUCGCGAUCAGGAGAAGAAGAUUUACGUGACGGACUUGAUUGAGAAGCACAAAGACCAGAUUUACGACAUGCUCACGAGUACGUGCGGUGGCGGUUGUCUCGUCUACCUUUCUGGCGACGCGUCGUUCAUGGCCAAAGACGUCGACCGUGCGCUGUCGGCGUUGUUGCAGAACAAAGGCGGAAUGACUCGCAUUGUCUCACUGGAGUUUCUGCGCCGCAUGGAGGCCGACCAUCGCUACCUCAAAGAUGUGUAUUAG
Messenger RNA from Leptomonas pyrrhocoris, 3075 nucleotides. RefSeq names its product putative mitochondrial cytochrome P450 reductase. Bases 673 to 3075 code for a protein of 800 amino acids. Lineage: Eukaryota; Euglenozoa; Kinetoplastea; Trypanosomatida; Trypanosomatidae. The record is from RefSeq and is a predicted model, not a curated record. The transcript has a single exon. Gene Ontology annotation, cellular component: cytosol. Gene Ontology annotation, molecular function: FMN binding; NADPH-hemoprotein reductase activity; flavin adenine dinucleotide binding.